CAUUCCAGCUCCAUCCCAUUCCAUCCAACAUUCCAGCUCCAUCCCAUUCCAUCCAACAUUCCAGCUCCAUCCCAUUCCAUCCAACAUUCCAGCUCCAUCCCAUUCCAUCCAACAUUCCAGCUCCAUCCCAUUUCAUCCAACAUUCCAGCUCCAUCCCAUUCCAUCCAACAUUCCAGCUCCAUCCCAUUCCAUCCAACAUUUCAUCCAACAUUCCAACACCAUUCCAUUCCAUCCAACAUUCCAACUCCAUUCCAUUCCAUCCAACAUUCCAGCUCCAUUCCAUUCCAUCCAACAUUCCAGCUCCAUCCCAUUUCAUCCAACAUUCCAGCUCCAUCCCAUUCCAUCAAACAUUCCAACUUUAUCUCAUUCCAUCCAACAUUCUGUCCAACUCCAAUCCCAUUCCAUCCAACACUCCGUCCAACUCCCAUUUUAUUCCAUCUAACAUUCCAUCUAACAUUCCAACUCUAUUCCAUUCCAUCCAAAUCUAUCCCAUUCCAUCCAACAUUCCAGCUCCAUCCCAUUCCAUCCAACAUUCCAGCUCCAUCCCAUUCCAUCCAACAUUCUAUCUAACUCCCACUCCAUUCCAUCCAACAUUCCAACUCCAUCCCAUUCCAUCCAGCAUUCUAUCCAACUCCCAUCCCAUUCUAUCCAGCACUCCGUCCAACUCCCAUUUCAUUCCAUCUAAUAUUCCAUCUAACAUUCCAUUCAACAUUCCAUCCCAUUCCAUCCAAAUCUAUCCCAUUCCAUCCAACAUUCCAGCUCCACCAGUAACAACGGGUGGACUGUUUCCAAAGUUUUUCUGA
This is a messenger RNA of Helobdella robusta, 803 nucleotides long. RefSeq lists its product as hypothetical. The transcript has a single exon. The record is from RefSeq and is a predicted model, not a curated record. Lineage: Eukaryota; Metazoa; Annelida; Clitellata; Rhynchobdellida; Glossiphoniidae. The annotation marks the transcript as partial.